AUUUGUAGAUUACGAUGGGUGAAGAAGAAGUGUUGGAGCCUAUGAGCCCAACUGCUCAAUACUUGAUGAGCUCUGCGUUAUCAUUCACAAUUUUGGGAGUUUUGGAAAUGGAAGAUGAUAUUGAUGAUUCCAUCACCAUGUCUUUCCUCAAAGAUCACUUCUUGUCUAUAAACCCUCGUUUCUCCUCGAUUAUGGUUGCUGAUAAAAAAGGAGUGAGGAAAUGGAAAAAGGUAGAGGUGAAUCUUGAAGACAACAUCCACAGCCCAACUUUCCCUAGCGGCAUGUCGGUGGACUACUACGAUGAAUGUUUCAACGACUAUUUGUCAAAAUUAGCGACGGAACAACUUCCACAAGAUCGACCGUUGUGGGAGAUUCACAUACUCAAAUACCCUACCAAGAAUGCGGCUGGCAAUAUCAUAUUCAAAAUCCACCACUCCUUAGGUGAUGGCUACUCCUUGAUGGGAGCCCUCCUGACGUGCCUCCAACGCGUAGACGAUCCGUCGCUACCACUAACAUUUCCGUCGCUACAUUCGAGCACAGAUUCGGGGACCCGUUGUAAUUCCUUUCUACGACGGGUUCCUAGGAUUUUUACCGGCAUCGUUCACACGGCUUACGGUUUCGGGUGGAGCCUCCUCAAGAGCACCUCGAUGAAGGAUGAUAAAUCACCGAUCAGAUCGGGUGUCGACGGGGUAGAAUUCCGACAGUUCGCGACGACCACAAUUGCAUUUUCCAUCGAUCAGCUCAAGCAAAUCAAGAACAAGCUCAACGUGACUAUUAAUGACGUCAUUACCGGCAUGAUAAUGUUGGGAACUCGACUAUACAUGCAAAAAAUAGAUGAGGAUUCAUGCAAAUCAAACACCACAGCCCUAGUAUUGCUCAACACUAGGGCUAUUAAAGGGUACAAAUCUAUUGAUGAGAUGAUCAAACCUAAUUCAAACACAUCAUGGGGCAACCAGUUUGCAUUCUUGCAAGUUCCUUUACCUAAAUUAACUCAAUCGAAACUUCUGGACCCACUUUAUUUUGUCAAGAAAGCUCAUCGGCUGAUCAAGAACCAGAAAAACUCUGCUGCAGUUUACCUUACCGGCCAAUUCCUUAAUUUUAUUAGAAAGGUGAAAGGUCAUGAGGCAACGGCUCAACAUAUUCGUGCAACAUUAAAAAACACAAGCAUGGGAAUUUCAAAUAUGGUGGGCCCCAUUGAACCAAUGGCUUUCGGCCAUCAGCCUUGUAAAGGACUCUAUUUCGUGGUUGCGGGCCCACCCCAGAGCCUAUGUAUAACAAUGAUAAGCUAUGUGGGGAAGUUGAGGAUUGCAUUGACAUCGGAGAAAGGAUUCAUUGAUCAAAAUAAGUUGAAGCCGUGUAUUGAAUAUGCGUUUGAGGUCAUCUACAAAGCUGCCCUUGAAGCCUAGACUAUUGUGUGUGCUUACAUAUAAAUACAUGACAAUAAAUAUAACACUUUGGCUAGAUGUGAAUAGUAAUGAAUGAAUGUAUUUUUAAUUGAUAAAGGGUCCCACCAUUUUAUAAAUGGCGAGAUUUAGUCGAGGAGGCUUGACUCAAGCGCCAACACUGAAGCACUAAAGACUGUCUUCCAAAAGGUUAUUGAUUCAAGUCCUACCGACGAUGUGUGGAUUGUAUUUUGUUUUGGAUAUUGGGUUGUACUUGUAUUUGUUUGGAUGGAUAUGUGUCUAGUUUGUAUUGUAAUAUUAUACUUCCUCCGUCCACGAUAUCA
Molecule: messenger RNA, 1726 nt
Organism: Salvia miltiorrhiza (redroot sage)
Lineage: Eukaryota; Viridiplantae; Streptophyta; Magnoliopsida; Lamiales; Lamiaceae
Product: wax ester synthase/diacylglycerol acyltransferase 4-like
Exons: 5
Coding region: 15-1406 (463 amino acids)
Biological process (GO): triglyceride biosynthetic process
Cellular component (GO): plasma membrane
Molecular function (GO): diacylglycerol O-acyltransferase activity; long-chain-alcohol O-fatty-acyltransferase activity
Source: RefSeq, a predicted model, not a curated record